Molecule: messenger RNA, 1241 nt
Organism: Metopolophium dirhodum (rose-grain aphid)
Lineage: Eukaryota; Metazoa; Arthropoda; Insecta; Hemiptera; Aphididae
Exons: 6
Coding region: 1-1224 (407 amino acids)
Source: RefSeq, a predicted model, not a curated record
AUGCAAUCCAGGAGAUCAGUUCGAAGAAAAAUUCAAAAAGAGUUAGAUUCUUUACAGUGUAUUAAAAUAUGUACUGCCAAUAACAAUGAUUUCAUCGAAAGAGAAGAUAGCAUAUUUGUCAAUUCGCUUUAUAUCCCUUCAACUAGCACAGAAAAAAAUUCUCAAUCUAUACAGGAAACUUCCAUUUCUUCAUUUCAUAAUGUUCCAAAUAUUGUAGAAAUCAAUGUCAAUGAAAACUGUAAUUUAUCUAAUGCAGACCAGUCUAAUAAUAAUUCAAUAAAAAUACCUUCUAGUUAUAAUAAAGAAAGUAAUAAUAGUAUAAGUGGUAGUAGUAUUAAAGAUGAUUUAUGUAAAUGGAUAAUUGAGUGCAAUAUUCCCCAAAGCACUGCAAGUAUUUACCAUGGCUAUACUAAACCUAAGGACAGCAAUGAUUUUCUUGUUGAUUUUAUAUCAGAAGCUAAAGAACUUGUUACCAAUGGUAUUAGUUUGAAUAACUGUAAUGAAUCUGUUCCCGAAACAUGGCACCGAAAAAAAGAUAAAACAUGUGCUUGGCCAAUUGUAUCAAAGAAGUCAAAAAAAUUUAUUGAAAAAAAAGAUUAUCCAGAUGAAAAAAACUAUCAGUGGUUACCUGCAAGGAUGCUUGGUCGAAAGUAUGGGUCUUUAGAAGAAGCACGGAUGAAAACAAACCGGACACAAUUCUACUCAGAUUUGUCUGCAAAUGAAGAUUUAAAUGCUCAACGCCUGUUAAAAUCAAAAAGUAUAAUGGAAAGUCCCCCUUCGUUAAGACUAAAAAAAAUUAAAAAAACUGUUGAAAACACUGGUGGUUUUGAUGAUGAAUCAGAUAUUGAAGAUGGUCAUGAUUCUGAUAAAGACCCUGACUAUCAUAAAUCAAUCAUUGUAAAUGUUCCAUCAGUAUCACAAACAAUGACUAAUCGUAAUGACAAGUAUGUUAUGAAUUCUCCAAUUGGGAAAGUUUUGAUUGAAGAAACUAGUCCAUCUAUUAUGUCUUCUAUGCCUCGAAAACAACCAUUAAUUGAAUCCAUUACUUUGCCAUCACCUCAACGUUCAAACACUACACCAUCAUCAAAUCCUAAAAAAAGAGUUUUAUUUUCAACUGUUGGGUCCAAAGGGUCAAAUAAUCGUUCAUCUAAGUAUAAUACAGAAUUGUAUGGUAUGUCUUAUACAGGUAUGUGUAUUACUAUGUUGUAUAGAAUGUAUCAAUGAAGUAUAUUUAAGAAUCA